UCCCGGUCACGCGGGUGCCCCGGAAGCGCCAGGAGCGGCGGCGGCGGGAGCGGAGCAGGAGCGGACCGCGCCCAUGUCGGGCUUCGACACCAACCCGUUCGCCGACCCGGUGGACAUCAACCCCUUCCAGGACCCCUCGGUGACACAGCUCACAAACACCAGCCAGAGUGGCUUGGAUGAAUUCAACCCCUUUUCCGAGAGCUCCCAGCUGACAAAUGCGGCGCGGACGACGCCAGCGCAGCCCUCGGGCCACUCACAGCCGGCCGUGCUGCAGACAUCCGUGGAGCCCACGCCACAGGCUGUGGCUGCAGCGGCACAGGCAGGGCUGCUCCAGCAGCAGGCAGAGCUAGAGAGGAAGGCAGCUGAGCUGGAGAAGAAGGAAAGGGAGCUGCAGAACCACGCAGCCAGCAUCGACCCGAGGCAGAACAACUGGCCGCCUCUCCCCAAGCGGUGUCCCAUCAAGCCGUGCUUCUAUCAGGAUUUUUCUGCAGACAUCCCAGCUGACUACCAGCGGAUAUGCAAGAUGCUCUAUUACUUGUGGAUGUUGCAUUCCAUCACCCUGCUCCUAAACCUGCUCGCUUGCCUGGCGUGGUUCUCAGCUGACAACAGCAGAGGAGUGGACUUUGGUCUCUCGAUUCUGUGGUUAAUUUUAUUCACCCCUUGUGCCUUUCUCUGUUGGUACCGACCAAUUUACAAGGCUUUUAGGUCUGACAGCUCCUUCAGCUUCUUCGUCUUCUUUUUCAUCUUCUUCUGCCAAAUAGCAAUCUACAUCAUCCAGGCUGUCGGAAUUCCUGGCUGGGGAGACAGCGGUUGGAUCGCGGCGCUGUCGGAGGUGCACGGGAACCUGGCCGUGGGGGUGAUCAUGAUGGUAGUGGCAGCGUUCUUCACGCUCUGCGCUGUCCUCUCCCUCUUCCUCCUCAAGCAGGUGCAUUCCCUGUAUCGGCGCACGGGAGCCAGCUUCCAAAGGGCCCAGGAGGAGUUUUCCCAAGGCAUCCUCACCAACAGGAGCUUCCAGAACGCAGCAGCCGGGGCGGCCUCCUCGGCUGCACAGAGUGCUUUCCGGGGAAACUAACCCUUCCCAGGAAAUCCAGCCCUUCCCGGGAAAUCCAGCCCUUCCCGGGAAAUCCAGCCCUUCCCGGGCUGCCCCCCUCUCGCUUCCUCUGCCCUCAUCUCCCCAACCUUCUUUUUUUUUUUUUUUUUUUUCCUAAAAAUG
Molecule: messenger RNA, 1213 nt
Organism: Hirundo rustica (Barn swallow)
Lineage: Eukaryota; Metazoa; Chordata; Aves; Passeriformes; Hirundinidae
Gene: SCAMP2
Product: secretory carrier membrane protein 2
Biological process (GO): protein transport
Cellular component (GO): trans-Golgi network membrane; recycling endosome membrane
Source: RefSeq, a predicted model, not a curated record